UUUCUUUCCACUUGGCACCAACACAGCGCAGAGUGCAUGGAUCCCUCUGACACCUCUCCAGGUAGCGAGGCUGAUGAGAACCAGUCCCAUUUCCAGGGUGUGACUGGCCUGCGGAACCUGGGCAACACAUGCUACAUGAAUGCCAUCUUACAGUGUCUCUGCAGCAUCUCGCCACUGGUGGAAUACUUUCUCUCUGGAAAGUACAUUACCGCUCUUCGAAAGGACUGCGGUGAGGUUGCCACUGCUUUUGCCUACGUGAUGACAGACAUGUGGCUUGGAGACGCAGACUGCGUCUCACCAGAAAUAUUUCGGUCAGCUCUUGGCAACCUCUACCCGGCAUUUAUGAAAAAGACACAGCAAGAUGCUCAGGAAUUCUUGAUUCAUGUCCUGAAUGAGCUUCAUGAGGCUCUGAAAAAGUACCACGGCAGGUCAUAUGAGAAAGGAUCUAUUCCCAGAUGCUGCAGGAAGGCGAUCGCCAGUGAGACCUCCAUCAUCACCCGGCUGUUCGAAGGGCAGCUCAGUUACAGGGUCACCUGUCUGAAGUGUGAGAACUGCACCUACAAGAACGAAGUCUUCACCGUCCUCUCCCUCCCCAUUCCAUCUGAAUCCCAGUGCUCGCUUCAGGACUGCCUCCAGUGUUUUUUUCAACAAGACACACUGACCUGGAACAACCGAAUUCACUGUUCCUUUUGUGAAACCAAGCAAGAAACAGCUGUGAGGGCCAGUAUUUCCAAAGCACCAAAAAUAGUUAUCUUUCACUUAAAAAGGUUUGACGUUCUGGGUACGAUGAAAAGGAAGCUGAGAACCGACAUUCUUUACCCACUCACUAACUUGGACCUCACUCCUUACAUUUGUCCAAUUUUUCGGAAACGUUCUAAAUAUAACCUCUGUGCAGUGGUGAACCACUUUGGUGAUCUGGAUGGUGGCCACUACACUGCUUUCUGCAAGAACUCAGUGACCCAGGCCUGGUAUAGCUUUGAUGACACACGAGUCAGUGAGAUUCCAGAUACUUCAGUUCAAACUGCUACAGCGUAUCUCCUGUUCUAUAGCUGCCAGCCCUUUUCUAUACCUAUACAAAAAUGCAAGAGCUAGAAAAACGGUGUUUCCUGAAAACUGCAACACAAGCAAUCAGAAACUGGUACUUAAGUUUUGCUUUGUCAUUAAACUCUUGCAACUUACUUGCAUCACUGACCUUUUUAAGUCUUUUUGGCAUAUUAUGCAACCUUUUUAUAA
This is a messenger RNA of Diceros bicornis minor, 1233 nucleotides long. It is a transcript of the gene USP50, whose product is annotated as ubiquitin specific peptidase 50. The transcript has 6 exons. Gene Ontology annotation, cellular component: extrinsic component of endosome membrane; cytosol; dendritic spine. Bases 37 to 1092 code for a protein of 351 amino acids. The record is from RefSeq and is a predicted model, not a curated record. Lineage: Eukaryota; Metazoa; Chordata; Mammalia; Perissodactyla; Rhinocerotidae. Gene Ontology annotation, biological process: protein K48-linked deubiquitination; protein K63-linked deubiquitination; endosome organization. Gene Ontology annotation, molecular function: cysteine-type deubiquitinase activity.